Molecule: messenger RNA, 1407 nt
Organism: Zonotrichia leucophrys gambelii
Lineage: Eukaryota; Metazoa; Chordata; Aves; Passeriformes; Passerellidae
Gene: EMP2
Product: epithelial membrane protein 2
Exons: 5
Coding region: 322-825 (167 amino acids)
Biological process (GO): cell adhesion; regulation of cell-matrix adhesion; positive regulation of integrin-mediated signaling pathway
Cellular component (GO): cytoplasm; plasma membrane
Molecular function (GO): protein kinase binding
Source: RefSeq, a predicted model, not a curated record
AGGGCCGGGCGGCGGCGCGCCUGGAUGCCCGCCCGAGUGGGAACGGGCGGGGAAAGUUUCUCCUGUGCGCGCCCCGUCCGUCCGUCCCUCCCUCCGCGCCCGCACACUCUCGCAGACACACACUCACACCCCUCUCCCGCCGCCAGCGGCCGGGGGGCACUUUUGAAAGCCCUUCUGGUUCCACACCCAGCCGCCGCUGACAUCAUUCCCGCAGGAGGGCGGGCGGAGGCACCGCCGCCGCCGCCAGACGGUCGCAGCCCCGGAGAGCUGCCCGCCGGCCCGCGCCCAUUUAUCUCAGCCUAAAGCCUCCCCAGAGCAAGGAUGCUGAUUCUCCUGGCCUUCAUAAUCGUGUUUCACAUAACCUCAGCAGCUCUGCUGUUCAUCUCAACUAUCGACAAUGCCUGGUGGGUGGGAGAUAACUUUUCUGCAGAUGUCUGGAGAGUGUGUACCACGAAUACGAGCACCUGUAUGGCUAUCACUGAUGAGUUCAAUGAGUAUCAAUCAAUUCAGGCUGUUCAGGCCGCCAUGAUCCUGUCUACCAUUUUCUGCUGUGUGGCGUUUCUGGUUUUCAUUCUUCAACUCUUCCGUCUAAAGCAAGGAGAAAGAUUUGUGUUAACUUCUGUUAUCCAGCUCCUGUCAUGUCUGUGUGUUAUGAUUGCAGCUUCCAUUUACACAGACAGGCAUGAAGAACUGCACCAGAGCCAUGGAUAUGUAAUGGAAGUUUCCAAAGGCCAAUAUGGCUAUUCCUUUGUCUUAGCCUGGAUUGCCUUUGCCUUUACCCUGAUCAGUGGAGUGAUGUACUUAGUAUUAAGGAAGCGUAAAUAAAUGUCAGCACCUAGUUAUUUCUGUCACUGCAGUACAAAACCAAAUUCCAGUAACCAUUUUGUAUAUAAUCAUUUACAUGGUUUUGUAGUAAAGGUAUUGUUUCUCUAAAAAUGUACUGUGUUCUUGAUAUGAAACAGAAUUAAAAAAAAAAAAAAAAGAAGGCAGGUGAAAUGAAAUGCCUGGCACCUCCAGGUCAGGGGUCGGAGCAAGACAGAGCCAAGUUGUAUCUUUUACAUAUUUCAUCAUCAUAAAUUGUUUUCCUUUAUUAGACAUUAACAGUUUGUUCCUGGCCUCUAGUAGAUUAGAAAUAAAGCCCAUACAAAUUAAUUUGUAAGCAAUAUACUAAUUAUAUUCCUGGACCAGAUAUCCCUUUGAAAUAUGUUAAAUAGAAGGGCGUGCAACAAAACAAGGCCCAGAUGACAGUGAAAAAGCAAACACUUCUAAAGCCCAGAGCUGCACUCAGAGCGUCUGCCCUGGCUCAGGACCAGUGUUCUGCUCUUUAUAAUGUGCAGUAAGUGUCAUCAAGUUUUUAUUAAAACCACUUGCUUUGCAAAAGUAAACAAGGCCUUUUUGUACUCCAGC